AGCCUGUUGGUGUAUUUUCUUUGCUCUUAAUGCAAGACAAUGUCGGUGAGGGAGAAUGCUGGAGAGACGAUGGCGAGAGCGAAGGAUGAGUUCAUGAAGCAAUUCGGAAAGGACUACGGGUAUCCCGACGCGCCAAAGGAUAUCGACGAGAUCAGAGCUUCGGAGUUCAAACGAUUGCAAGGGCUUGUUUAUUUAGAUCAUGCUGGGGCUACGCUGUACUCGGAAGCACAGAUAGAAGCCGUCGCCAAAGACCUCACCUCCAGCGUCUACGGAAACCCUCAUAGCCAGAGCGAUUCCAGUUUGGCAACUUGUGACAUCAUUUCUGCAGCACGACAGCAGGUUCUUGAUUAUCUUAAUGCAUCACCAAAGAACUACAGAUGCAUGUUUACUUCUGGGGCUACAGCAGCUCUUAAAUUGAUCGGGGAAUGUUUUCCUUGGUCUAGCGAAAGCUGUUACAUGUACACAAUGGAAAAUCAUAACAGCGUCCUUGGAAUUAGAGAAUAUGCUUUUGAUCGUGGAGCAGCUGCCGUUGCUGUUGAUGUUAAAGAAGGCACUUGCCUACAAAAUAGAUCUCAUGAGUCUUCCUUUGAGUUCUUAGAACACACGGUACAGAGAAGAGCACAUUUAUUCCAGCAAAAUGCCCUGAAUGGCAAAACUUCAGGAAACACAUACAAUUUGUUUGCAUUCCCUUCAGAAUGCAAUUUCUCUGGUCAGAAAUUUUCUCUCGAUUUGGUCAACUAUGUCAAGGAAGGUGGUGGAAAACCUUUGACAGGAUCACCACGCAGGCGUGGUUGUUGGAUGGUAUUGAUAGAUGGUGCCAAAGGCUGUGCAACUGAACCACCAGAUCUGACAAGAUAUCCUGCUGAUUUCGUUGUCUUCUCUUUCUAUAAGAUUUUUGGAUAUCCAACUGGUCUUGGAGCACUUGUUAUUCGAUCUGAAGCAGCAAAGGUUCUUACAAAAACAUACUUUAGUGGAGGCACUGUGUCUGCUUCAAUUGCUGAUGUUGAUUUCAUAAAAAGAAGGGAUAACAUUGAACAAGUUCUUGAAGAUGGGACCAUAUCUUUUUUGGCCAUAGCUUCCAUCCGUCAUGGGUUCAAGAUAAUCAAUACAUUGACUCAUUCUGCUAUCUCCCGGCAUACAGCAUCUCUUGCCACUUACACAAGAACAAAGAUGAUGGACUUAAAACAUGAAAAUGGAGCGGAAGUUUGCAAGAUCUAUGGCAGAAAUACCUCUCAGGCACCAUAUCAAGACAUGGGUCCUACUAUUGCAUUCAAUUUGAAAAGAGCAGAUGGCUCCUGGGUCGGGUAUCGUGAGGUUGAAAAGUUGGCUUCUCUGUCAGGGAUUCAGUUGCGGACUGGCUGCUUCUGUAAUCCAGGUGCAUGUGCCAAAUAUCUUUACUUGUCUCAUUCCGAUCUUAUUGCAAACUUUGAGGUUGGGCAUGUUUGCUGGGAUGACAAUGAUAUCUUGCAUGGAAAACCAACUGGUGCUGUCAGGAUAUCCUUCGGUUACACAUCGGCAUUUGAAGAUGCAGAGAAAUUUCUAGGAUUUUUAGUUAAUUCUUUUGUGGAGAAGUUGAAUGCAUCUGGAGAUGGAUAUCCAUUAAGAAUGAAGACUGAUCCUAUUUCAGGUAUUGGGUCACUGCAGCUUGUACGUUCUGUUCAGCUGAAAUCCAUCACAGUCUACCCUGUAAAAUCUUGUGCAGGAUUUGCUGUGUACAAGUGGCCUUUAAGCAACAUCGGUCUAAAAUAUGAUCGAGAAUGGCUUCUCAAAGGACCAACUGGUGAAAUUCUUACCCAGAAAAAGGUUCCCGAGAUGUGCAAUAUUCGUUCAUUUAUCGAUUUAGAGUGUGGGAUACUGAAUUUAGAAUCACCACGUUGCAAAGAAAGAUUGCACGUUCCAAUUCAGGAGAAUUCAUCGUUUGAUUAUAUGGAAGAAUUGGAUAUUUAUGGCCAAAGAUACAAGGUGCAGUGUUAUAAUGAUGAAGUCAAUAUGUGGUUCUCUGAAGCCAUUGCUCGCCGUUGUACCCUCGUGAGAUGUUCAAGUUCUGAGUAUCGAUCUUGUAAUAUUAUGGGAGGCAGAGGGAAUAUGUGCAGAGAUACAUGGGGAAAAUUGAACUUUGUAAAUGAAGCACAGCUAUUACUAGUAUCUGAAGAGAGUGUCGGUGAUCUCAAUAGCCGGUUGAACUCAUGUGGGUUCAUGUCUUUAUCUGCAGAAUUUAAAUUGGUCCAGAGAAGUAACCUUGAAGCUAUAUUGUUUUCUGUGUUCACAUUAGAUUUUCUGAAAGACAACUCUGGAUGUGUACAACGGGUGCUUGUUGAUGCGAUGAGAUUUCGUCCCAAUCUUGUUAUUUCAGGAGCAGAACCAUUUGCUGAAGAUGACUGGAAAAGCCUUCAUAUUGGUAAAGCUCGUUUUACUUCUUUAGGUGGAUGCAGUCGCUGUCAGAUGAUUAAUCUCGACCAACAGUCUGGACAACCGCACAAGGCUAAAGAACCUUUGGCAACUCUAGCUUCGUAUAGGCGAGUGCAGGGAAAGAUUCUUUUUGGCAUCCUCUUAAGACAUGAAAUCAAAGACGCAGAAGAUGGGGAGCAAAACAAUUUUGGAGAAAGAUGGCUUCAAGUGGGGCAGGAGGUGCACCCAUCAAUACGGUAGACAAGGGUAGAAAAAAAACACUAAAGAAAACAAAGAGUUUAGUGAAUAGAUGGUUGGCCAGGGCAAGAAGCAACUUUGAAGAUGUAUGUGGUGAUACCUCCGCAAGAAAUUGGGUUGUAAAAGUAGUCAUGAGAGGUCAAUGUUGGGCCACCUGUUCAGUAAACAGAAUAAUCCACGAGGGCUUCCGCGAUCAUUUGAGCCCAUGACACAAUUAUAAGUCUUAUGAGAAAUAUGCAUAACAUUAUAUAACUUGAAGUACAGAAAAUAUACAGCUUGGUAUGUCAUGUGUUUUAUAUAUUAUAUUUUAGUACAGAAGCAUCAAUCUACA
Messenger RNA from Musa acuminata AAA Group (dessert banana), 2977 nucleotides. Its product is annotated as molybdenum cofactor sulfurase. The record is from RefSeq and is a predicted model, not a curated record. Gene Ontology annotation, molecular function: molybdenum cofactor sulfurtransferase activity; molybdenum ion binding; pyridoxal phosphate binding. NCBI's taxonomy places the organism in Eukaryota, Viridiplantae, Streptophyta, Magnoliopsida, Zingiberales, Musaceae. Gene Ontology annotation, biological process: Mo-molybdopterin cofactor biosynthetic process. The transcript is spliced from 22 exons. The coding region runs from base 40 to 2649 and encodes 869 amino acids.